CGUCGGUGUUUGUUUGAAGAGCAACAAAAACACAAAAGCCUGGAACUUUUCGCAGCACAAGUUUAGUGAUUUAAUUUAGUGAUUAAAAGUAAAACGCGGGGUCUUAACGCACAAAACCCAUCGGCAGUUCUUCCAGCGUUGUUAAGUUAACGUUUUGCCGGAAUAGAUUCCCUUGGAAUCGUGCGUGGCUCGGUAAAUUUGCCGGGUUUGCUCUUCGUUUUUACCGGAUUUUUUGUGUUCCGGCUCGCGCUCCAGCAACCACAUCAACAGCGGCCGAGUGUUUAGUCUGGAAUCGAAAUUAGAGCACGAUGGCCAUCAAACCAGGCAUGGGAAGGAAGUCUUCCAACAAAAAUCCUCCCUUCUUCAGCCAUGAGUUCGUCAUUCAAAACCACGCGGAUAUCGUUUCUUGUUUCGCGAUGAUCUUCGUUGUGGGAAUUAUGCUUCAGCCGACACAGUCACUAGCUAGCACCUUUAUUGCCUUACGCCACAAUGUAUCCGGAGCCGAUCCAACGCAGGAGAACCCGAUGGGCAUCCAGUACUUGUAUACGUCCGGCUGGAAGGAUGCCUGUGCCGUGUUUUUCUACACGCUCAUCUGCAUCAUCAUGCACGCUGUCCUGCAGGAGUACGCGUUGGAUAAAAUUUCCAAAAAACUGCAUUUAUCGAAGUUCAAACUGUCACGCUUCAACGAAUCCGGCCAGCUUGUAGUGUUCUACGCGAUGUCCUUCCUCUGGGGGUUGGACCUGAUCGUGCGUGAGCAGUACUUUGGCAACUUGCAGCGACUGUGGGAAGGCUAUCCGGAGCACCCGAUGAUCUUUCUGCACAAACUGUUCUUCAUCAUCCAGCUGGCCUACUACGCUCACAUGCUGCCCGAGCUAUACUUCCAGAAGGUGAAGCGUGAUGAGCAGAAACCUAAAAUCCAACAUGCGCUCGGCGGUCUGUUUGUCAUCGGCACCGCAUACUUCUUAGGCUUCCAGCGUAUUGCCCUGGUUCUGCUGACACUGCACUACUUCUGUGAGUUUAUCUCGCACUCGUUCCAGUUGAUUAACAUUUUUGAUAAGGAGGAAAAGUUCGUAAAACUGCGACUGAUCCAUAACGUGCUGUUUAUCCUAACCCGUUUCGCCACGAUGGUAUUGGCCUUCCUUACGCUGUUCUACAGCAUCGAUAACAUUACGCAAACCACGCGCGCCCUCAUGCUUUCGAUGGUGUUCGGACUGCAGGGAUACCUGAUUUUCGACUUUAUUUCGAAUGUGCUCCGCUCAAAGCGGGAAAGCUCAUCGGAAGAGCGCACUAAGGUGACGGUCGGCGCAAACAAGACUGAAAAACCGAAAAAACAGAAAAAGAAGGAGAGUGAUCUGCCGGAAGCCGACCAAAACUCCGCACCGUCCUCACCAACCGCCAGCGGUAGCGCCAGCAGUGGCAAGGUGCGCAAGGUGAAAGUCAAGUAACAGCUUACCGCCGCUGUCGACCGUGAAGCCGUAUUUCUCCAUCCAUCGUUUGGCCGCUCGCUUCGCUUCCUUUUGAAGAACAAUACGUAAUACUACAGUGCAACAGGGAAGGAUGAACAAAACCGCCACAGGAACAAAACCGACAAAGCAUAAGUUCAUGCUACGGGUAGUCGCACAGUUUGAUUAUCUCUGUGGCAGGGCGCGCAACGGCCUACACGUAUUGGCGUCUUCGUUUUGCGUGGCGAUCGUAUUAAUACUUAUUUCGCUAUUUUUUGCCUUUCAAUUGUUCAAAUGAAUUCGCGUUUUUUUUUUCGUUUUUCGCCGUACAAGACCACUGUCCGUACAAACCAGAUCCUUCGACAGUCUCUUUCCCUCUGUACCCAACCAACUACCGGGUGGAGGGAGUGCAUUUAUCUUAAAGAUAAUCUUCCAUUAGAGACGAGUGAAGGGCUCUGAGAGUUACGCAUCGUGUUAAUCUAUCUGCGUUCCAACCGUCUAUCAAAUGUUUUGUAUAAGAUCAGCAUUUUUUUUUGUUUUGUUCACUCUAAUACAGGUAAUUCUUACAUAAAGACA
Messenger RNA from Anopheles darlingi, 2018 nucleotides. It is a transcript of the gene TRAM, whose product is annotated as translocating chain-associated membrane protein 1. Gene Ontology annotation, biological process: SRP-dependent cotranslational protein targeting to membrane, translocation; protein insertion into ER membrane. Gene Ontology annotation, cellular component: endoplasmic reticulum membrane. The record is from RefSeq and is a predicted model, not a curated record. The coding region runs from base 309 to 1445 and encodes 378 amino acids. The transcript is spliced from 5 exons. Lineage: Eukaryota; Metazoa; Arthropoda; Insecta; Diptera; Culicidae.